Sander lucioperca (pikeperch) is the source of this 4546-nucleotide messenger RNA. RefSeq names its product Sin3A-associated protein a (gene sap130a). Gene Ontology annotation, cellular component: Sin3-type complex. The record is from RefSeq and is a predicted model, not a curated record. The transcript has 21 exons. Lineage: Eukaryota; Metazoa; Chordata; Actinopteri; Perciformes; Percidae. The coding region runs from base 121 to 3297 and encodes 1058 amino acids. Gene Ontology annotation, biological process: negative regulation of transcription by RNA polymerase II.
GUUCUUCUUGAGCGUUCUUCCGGCUUACAUGUUGGAAAAAAGAAAAGACGAAUGGAAAAAUUGUAAUCCACAAAACGACCAUUGCCUACUACCUUCACGACACGGUCAUAAUUAGUUCAAAUGAGCUCCCAGCAAUUCCCCCGACACGGGCUGCCUGCUUCCAGCGGGGGAGCGCCUCAGAUCCCCGCUGCAGGAAACCUGGUGUCUAUCACCCAGCCGUCAAACCCACCAGAUGCUGACAGCAGUCGGGAUGCUGACCACGGGCACCAGGAUCACCCCCAUGCUGGGGGCGGGGGAAGCUUGGCGUUCAGAGAUGACAAGCAGGAGACCAUGGUGGUCAGACCUUACCCACAAGUACAGACGCUCGGCCAGCCACAAGCUACUCCACAAACCGUGGCCAUCAAGCCUGGCACACCUGUGACUGUACCUGCUCCCUCUGUCCACCUCCCACAGGGCCAGCCUGCAGUCCUCACCGAGGGACAGAUGAAGGCUGUCCUGAAGUUACCUAUGCCAAGUCGUCUAAUUGCCCCAGCACCAGCUUCCAACCAGGGUCAUAUUCCCAUACCCUCCAAGGUGCCUGGUCACAUUACUGUCACCAUAGAGAGCAGUAUUGCUCCAACCCCAUCUAUUCCUGUGGCAACUAUCAGCGGUCAGCAGGGUCACUCUAGCAACUUACACCACCUAAUGCCAGCCAACAUUCAGAUCAUUAGGGGCAGUGCCCCAGCACUGCAGAUCGGGACCCCUACGGUCCCUCCGCAGACCUUCACAUCCCAUUUACCCCGAGGGGCUGCUGCAGCAGCUGUUAUGUCCAACCCCAAAACGGUCUUGCGGCCAGCCACCGGAGCAAGUGCGGGCCCCGGCCAGCCCACAGUGCAGCACAUCAUCCACCAGACUAUUCAGUCCCGCCCUACUGUAACAACGUCUACCGCCGUGCUUCCAACUGUGGUGGCCCCCAUUUCAGCAACGAGAACUCAGUCCCCAGUUAUCAGCCCAGCAGUCACACACUCUGCAGAGUUGGCACAUGGGAGACCAGGGCUGACCAUUCACCCCCCUCCGGCCACCGUCAGUAUUCAGAGGUCUCAGAAAUCCCGUGACACCGCCACACGGAUCACGCUGCCGUCUCACCCUGCAAUUGGGGCUCAAAAGCCUCAGCCUCCGCACACCAUGACACAGAAGCCCAUCUUCAGUCCUGUAACACCGGUAGCUGCAGCUACUGUGGCACCAAUAGUUGCCACUAACACUGUUUCAUCAACAACAACAAUAGGCUCUGUGCCACAUAGCCAAAUGACCAGUAACACUAUCGUCACCAUGACAAUGGCAUCACACUCCUCUCAUGCUACAGCAGUGACCACCUCUGCCAUUCCUGUUGCUAAAGUCGUCCCUCAGCCCAUCGCGCACUCUUCAUCCCGUGUGCAGUCGGACUACCCUGGGGAGAGAACCAACCUCAUCCCCAUCCCAGGCCAUCGCUCAUCUCCUAACUCUGUCACCAUGGAAGCAAGAAGUGACAACAGGCCUUCGGUGCCUGUGCAGUUCCAGUAUUUCCUGCCGACGUACUCCUCGUCAUACCCUCUGACACACACCUACACGCCCAUCAGCAGCUCUGUAUCCACCAUCCGCCAGUAUCCUGUCACUCCUCAAGCUCCGAGUUCAGCGCUGCCCACCCAAGCUGGAGUAGGCGUGGCGACCACUGUCCAUCUAAACCACAUGCAGCUGAUGGCAGUGGAUCGGAUCGGUCUCCCAUCUGCACAGAUCAGCACCCAAGGAAUCCAGCAAGCGCCGAUCACUGCGCAGGGCAUUCAGCCUGCACCAAUAGGAGUGCAGGGCCUGCACACGUCUGCACCAAUCGGCACACAAGGACUACAGCAGGCGCCAAUAGUCACUCAGCAGCAGCAAGCGCAGUCUGAAGCAAAACCUGGUGUUGUUUUGGCUGAUGGUUUUGUAGCUAGCCCCAUCAGCAGCACAUUCAGCACCACCCAGCCAGUUGCCACCAUGGUGCAGGCACACGCCCAGGGAGGAGUAGGGGGAGCCCCCCCUCUGGUGUCCUCCCCUAGACCCAGCAUCCUCCGCAAAAAGCCCGCUAAUGAAGGAUGUGUCCGUAAGAACCUGAUCCCCGCCCAGCCCAGUGAACCCGGUAGUGGCAGAAUUGAGAGUGGCGUGCGGGGAGCAGGAUCUCCCCGGCCUGCAGGAGUGAAACCCAAAGCUGAGGUGCACAUGGCGGUGGCCCCUCCUGUCAUGGCUACAGUGGAUGCACUGCCUUCUCAAGGAGGAGAGCAGCAGGGCGUGUCCUCAAACGCCCAACACCUGGCCCAAGCCAUCCCCACCUUGCUCGCGACGCCGGGGCCUGUUCCUCCCUCCCAACCCUCCACUGUCCUCUCAGCGCUGCCAGCAGCCAUGGCUGUAACUCCCCCCGUCCCUGCUUCAAUGGCCAACACCGUGGCCUCCCCCACUCAGCCUGCAGCCAGUAGCACUGCAGCGUGUGCUGCCAGCUCCACAUGCCCAGAUUUGAAAAUUAAGCAGGAGGUGGAGACCAUGGAAACCUCGCAGCCAGAUCCCAAUUCAAACUUGUCUUCAGCCUCGGCCCUCAACACCCAGGCCUCCACCCUGAACACUCCCGCCAUAGGAGACCUGAUCCCUGGGGCCUCCCCGAGGAAGAAGCCCCGCAAGCAGCAGCAUGUUAUUUCUACAGAGGAGAGCGAGAUGGUGGAGACCAACAGCACAGAUGAGGAGAAGGCUCCAGGCAGGCCCAUCACCGGCAGGGCUGAGAGGCGCGAAUCUCCACCAAGGGAAUAUGUUGAUGAGGAAGGAGUGCGUUAUGUACCGGUCAGGCCUCGACCACCUGUUACUCUUCUGCGGCACUACAGGAACCCCUGGAAAGCUGCCUACCACCACUUCCAGAGGUACAGCGACAUCCGGGUCAAAGAGGAGAAGAAGGGCAGCUUACAGGAUAUGGCCAACCAGAGAGGAGUGGCAUGCAGAGCACAAGGCUGGAAAAUUCACCUGUGUGCUGCCCAGCUCAGGCAGUUGUCGAGUUUGGAGCAUGAUGUGUACAGCCGCCUCUCCACCCUUCAAGAGGGUUUGAUUCCUAAGAAGAGAGCAGGCUCCGAUGAUGACCUGCACCGAAUCAACGAGCUUAUACAGGGUAACAUGCAGCGCUGUAAGCUGGUGAUGGACCAGGUCACCGAGGCCAGAGACACCAUGAUGAAAGUGCUGGACCACAAGGAGAAAGUGCUGAAGCUGCUCAACAAGAACGGGGCUGUCAAGAAGUCCUCCAAACUGAAGCGUAAAGAACGGGCAUAAGCUUGGCCCUUCUCCUCUGUCGACAACCCCCGCUGCCCCCUCUCUGAAGGGGGGGGAGCUGCUCAGAAUCUGGUGCUAUGAUUUGCUGCAUACAAUCGCACGCACCCUCCCUAUCUGCCUGAGAGCAGACAGAGAGAAGUGACAGGAGGGCUUAAAGAAGCAGAAAGCCCGUCAGGAAUAGGUUCUCAUUCAAUACCCAGCGCACAUAUUGAGCGUGGAGCAUUGUAGGUUGCAUUAGUGUCUGACUGGACAGCCCUGUCACUGUUUCCCCUUCCAACCCCUCCCCCAGAGACCAAUUUUAAUAACCUAAAUUCUGCCUCUUCUUUUAAGACAAUGUUUGAACUGGUGCAUUGUGUGUCUUUGAUAUUUGGCACUAAAUGCAGUUGUAGUAAAAAGUGAUAAAAGUAUUUCAGUUAAGGUGAACCACAUGGGAGUAAUUGAAUGGGUCAAAUCAAAAUCAUUUAAAAAGGAGUCCAUCACUAAGCUGUGUGUACACAGGCUAAUCUCAAUCGUGCUCUUUUCAUUAAUCUGUGCCUUCAUUUUGUCAGGUGUACAUGAAAUGGAUGGGGACACGUGAAAGCUGUUCCACGUGCUGUCUAAAUAUUCUUAAAAUAUCUUUCAAAGAAAAGUGUCACUGCUUCCCCUUUUUCUCCAAACACCUGCAUUUUUCUAGUUACCAGCCACACUUUUAGGUGUAAUCUAGAAGAUAAUGAAAUAAAGUUGGUUGAGAUAAAAAAAAAAAAAAGUACUAGGAGAGAACCUAAAUGUGUCAAAUGUAAUACAUUUAAUAUCCACAAAAUGCUCUUAAAGGAUGAUUAGGGACCUAAGAUGGUUAUCUGAAAGUGAGAACAUACUGCAUAUGCAUAAUGCCAAGUUAACUUUCCAUUUAAACUGCCAAUAAUCAUCAUCUUAAUCCAAAGUAAAUGGAUGUCAUGGUGGUGAAAACUAUAUUAUCGCUUGGUUUCAGAAAGAGUUAGUGCUUGGAAGCAAGAGAGUGAGUAUCCUUGUGUGAUCAUACUGGUGGAUUGAAUUCAUGUAAAUCACUGUAAAUGUGCUUUUGGUUUUCCAUUGACCUGGUUCUUUUCCAGUUUUGUACUCGAUGAAACAUUUCGUGCCGUGUGAUGUGCGCCGCUUCAUUUCGUAGAGAGUCAGCGAUAAUGACGUUUACGAGAUGAAGUGAGCCCAAAACAUCAAGCUAUUGUACAUUGUUUUUGUCUGUGUAAUUAUAGUAAAGAUACUUAAACAUACC